This is a messenger RNA of Chrysemys picta bellii (western painted turtle), 2252 nucleotides long. RefSeq names its product caseinolytic mitochondrial matrix peptidase chaperone subunit X (gene CLPX). Gene Ontology annotation, molecular function: ATP hydrolysis activity; ATP binding; zinc ion binding. Gene Ontology annotation, biological process: protein folding. Lineage: Eukaryota; Metazoa; Chordata; Testudines; Emydidae. The record is from RefSeq and is a predicted model, not a curated record. Gene Ontology annotation, cellular component: mitochondrial matrix.
ACUCGGCAGCCGUGCAAGGGAGGGGGGCCGGCGGGUCUGCGGCCUAGCGAGCGGGGCGGGUGCGGGGCGCUGAGGCCGGGCGGGACCAUGGCCGCCUGUAACACCUGCGCUGCUGCCGCGCGGCUGUUCAGCUCCUCGCUGCCCUCCGCGCACAGAGGUAUUACUUGUGGUCGUACUUGUCUCGCUGUUUUAGGAAGAAUUGGGACUUUUGAAACUCGGUCUCUAAGAAGGAUUCCUUUUAGAACUUUUUCAGAAACACCAGCAUACUUUGCUUCGAAAGAUGGCGCGAGCAAGGAUGGUUCUGGCGAUGGCAAUAAGAAAUCUGUCAGUGAGGGAGGCAGUAAAAAGUCAGGUUCUGGAAACUCGGGGAAAGGAGGAAACCAGCUGCGGUGCCCAAAGUGUGGUGACCUGUGCACACAUGUAGAGACCUUUGUGUCUUCCACCCGUUUUGUGAAGUGUGAAAAAUGUCACCAUUUUUUUGUUGUGCUGUCAGAGGCAGACUCCAAGAAGAGCAUCAUUAAAGAGCCCGAAUCAGCAGCAGAAGCUGUGAAAUUGGCAUUCCAACAAAAGCCACCUCCUCCACCGAAAAAAAUUUACAACUACCUCGACAAGUAUGUUGUUGGUCAGUCUUUUGCCAAGAAGGUGCUUUCAGUCGCUGUGUACAAUCAUUACAAAAGAAUAUACAACAAUAUCCCAGCUAAUCUGAGAUCGCAAGCAGAAGUUGAAAAGCAGACUUCUUUAACACCGAGAGAAUUAGAAAUAAGAAGACGGGAGGAUGAGUACAGAUUUACAAAACUUCUGCAGAUUGCUGGAAUAAGUCCCCAUGGUAAUGCUUUAGGAGCAUCAAUGCAGCAACAAGUGAACCAGCGGAUGCCUCAGGAGAAACGAGGAGGCGAAGUACUAGAUUCAACCCAUGAUGACAUAAAUCUUGAAAAAAGUAAUAUUUUGCUGCUUGGACCAACUGGGUCAGGUAAAACCCUGCUGGCUCAGACUCUAGCUAAAUGCCUCGAUGUACCUUUUGCUAUCUGUGAUUGUACUACCUUGACUCAAGCUGGCUAUGUAGGUGAAGAUAUUGAAUCUGUUAUUGCAAAACUACUGCAAGAUGCCAACUACAAUGUAGAAAAAGCUCAACAAGGAAUUGUUUUUCUGGAUGAAGUAGAUAAGAUUGGCAGUGUGCCAGGCAUUCAUCAGUUACGGGAUGUAGGAGGAGAAGGCGUCCAACAAGGCUUGUUAAAGUUACUAGAAGGUACAAUCGUAAAUGUUCCAGAAAAAAAUUCCCGUAAGUUACGUGGAGAAACAGUGCAGGUUGAUACAACAAAUGUCCUCUUUGUAGCUUCUGGUGCCUUUAAUGGUCUUGACAGAAUCAUCAGCAGGAGGAAAAAUGAAAAGUAUCUUGGCUUUGGCACGCCCUCUAAUUUGGGGAAAGGCAGAAGGGCUGCUGCUGCAGCUGACCUCGCUAACAUAAGUGGGGAGUCCAAUACACAGCAAGAUAUUGAAGAAAAAGAUCGCUUGCUGCGGCAUGUGGAAGCCAGAGAUCUCAUUGAAUUUGGCAUGAUUCCGGAGUUUGUGGGACGUUUACCUGUGGUGGUUCCCCUGCAUAGCCUGGAUGAGAAAACACUUGUACGGAUUCUUACUGAGCCAAGAAAUGCCGUUGUUCCUCAAUACCAGGCAUUAUUCAGCAUGGACAAGUGUGAAUUGACUGUUACUGAGGAUGCAUUGAAGGCUAUAGCCAGAUUGGCGCUAGACAGAAAGACUGGUGCAAGAGGUCUUCGAUCUAUAAUGGAAAAGUUGUUGCUGGAGCCCAUGUUUGAAGUACCCAAUUCUGACAUUGUAUGUGUGGAGGUUGACAAAGAAGUUGUGGAAGGCAAAAAAGAACCAGGAUAUAUUAGGGCUCCGACUAAAGAUACAUCUGAAGAAGAGUAUGACUCAGGAGUUGAAGAGGAAGGUUGGCCUCGUCAAGCAGAUGCUGCAAACAAUUAAAUAGUGUCAGUGUUCUCCUGCAUAUAUAGUGUGCUUGGUUAUUUUUAAGAUCAUUAUCUGGCAUUACAGUCUGAUACUGAAGGCAUUGGCUCUAUCCUGGAUAUAAUACAUGGUCAAAAAAGUUGAUAUUUUAAAAAAAAUCAGAUCAUGUAUUGUAACAUCACAUUGAUUUAUUCAGUGGACAUUAUUUGGACUUCAGUAGCAUAAUGUUCAAAUAUAAAUUGUACAUUACGUUUUGUUCAGUUUUUAAAUAAAUGUGCUUUAACAAACAA